Molecule: messenger RNA, 3696 nt
Organism: Aegilops tauschii subsp. strangulata
Lineage: Eukaryota; Viridiplantae; Streptophyta; Magnoliopsida; Poales; Poaceae
Molecular function (GO): protein binding
Source: RefSeq, a predicted model, not a curated record
ACGUCAGGAAAAGGGUCAAAAUCCCUAAAAAAGACUCUCGGUCGUCCUUCUCCCUCGUCCCAAUCCGGUCCCCGCGAUGGACGCCGCCUCCCGUCCGGCGCCGCCGCACCCCACUUCCGCCGCUUGAUCCCACACCCGCUGCCGCCCUCACUCGUCCAGCGACGUCUCCCUCCCCGUAGUCGUCCAGCCACUCGAGUGCGCCUCCAAAAUCCCCAAUCGACCGGCGCCUCCCGUCAAGCGCUGCCCGGUCGACGUCCAGCCGCUCCCUCGCCGUCCAGCCACUUUAGCGCCGCUUCCAUUGUUCCAGGGCUAACCCUUCGACGUCCAGCAGCCCCCCUCACCGUCGAGCCACUCCAGCGCCGCCUCGCUCCCCAUCGACCGGCGCAGGGCCUCCCUCGUCUGCCGGAUCUGCCUCGUCCUCCUGUUUCCCCCCCGUCCAGCGCCUCCAAACCACCCAAAAAAGGUCGCAAGUACCGCGCGCCAGCCCUACUGAAGAUCGAUGGAGACGCUGCCGGACGACGUGGUCGUGGAGAUCCUGGUCCGCGUGACGGAGGUCGCAGCCCUGUUCCGCUGCACCGCAACGUGCAGGCGAUGGCGCCUCCUCAUAGCCGACCCGUCUUUCCUCCGCCGGCGCUGGCCGGAGGGCGUGAGCCUCCAGUCCUCCCUGCUCGGCUUCUUCGCCUUGCAACAGCCCCGUGAAGAACCAACAGAAGGGAGCUCUACGACGUCCAUGCCGCUCUUCACCCCGGUGCCAUGCUCCCCCCACCGCUUCCUCGCCAUCCCUGAUCAGCCUCGAGGCAGCCAGGCGGUGGUGCUCGCCUCGCACCGUGGCCUUCUUGUUGUGCGCUUCGUCCCACUCGACGCCAUCAGCAUGUUCGAGAAAAUCAUGAUCCUUGCUGUGUGCGAUCCAAUCGCCGGCACAAGCCGCCCGCUGCCUCCAUUGAAGUGCAAUAGGUCAUUCCGAAUAGAAGGAUGCACCCUUCUAACCGGUGCCGAUUGUCGCCCGACCAAACGGCGAGGGGCGUCGCCGUCAGUCUACUCGUCCUUCAAAGUGUUAAUCAUCAGUUACGACGGACGGUACAAUCUCCACGUGUCCGCGUCCAAUGAGUUGAGCUGGAGGACGUCUAGAAACUGGUUUGAACCUGUUGAGUAUGCCGGACGUGUGGUGCCCCAGCAGAUCAACAUCGUCGUGUGCCGAGGCAUGGCACACUGGCUCUUCAAGUACUCGUCAGACUUCUACACACUCAACGUGUGUGCUAAGACCAUGCAGAUGUCUAUAACAAAGCUCCCUCUCACAAGGAACCCCCUUGGCUUCAAGUUUUCAAGUGCACUGCUUAAUGUCACCAACGAUGGAAGGCUAUCGCUGCUUGGUUUAUACAGGGACUGCAGCUGGCUGGAGAUGUGGACACAUGAAGGUGACAACAAGAGUGUAGAUGGCAUGGCAGACUGCUGGCACCACACCAAGAUGAUUGAGCUAAUACAGCCCAAGCAGAGUACGGUCGGCCUGGUGCAAUGCGUGUGCGUGAGCGAGAUGAGCGGUAAACUGCUCGUCAAGGACAAUCAAGAUUGCGUGUACAUUGCAGAUCUCCAAACUGGGGCGAUGGAGACUGUCACCGACUGGUUUUGUGGCAUUGUCACGGUGGCUGUCCCAUUUGAGAUGGAUUGGCCGACCUUCUUCAUGUCUCGCUUGGCGGGCGGUAGGAUCAAGCGGAAUAAGCUGAGAGGAGCUAUAUCGAAAAUUGCUUCCACCUUUUGCAAACCAAUAGUUGUGGCAAUUAUCUUUGGGUUAAUUGUUAUGAGUCUGGAUUAUGAUGAGCUACAGGAAUCUUAAGAUCUGUGUGUGGCAGACUUACUGAAGAUGCAAGUUAAUUUAUCACGUGUACCUGCGCAUUGGCUACGAGAUUGAUCAUGGUGCAGCGUCAAGGCAAGGAACACUAAAUCAGAUCAAUAGGAUUCAACUGCCAUGUGCAGACUUACUGAAUAUGGCCUCUGUUUUGUUCUCAGUUUUAACAUGUCCCAGUUUAGACUUGGUGUGUACUGCUAGCUGAACCUUUGAUGUUCUGUUGAACAAAUAGUAAUGAGGUGCUGAGUAGUCGUUUGUAUUAUUAUGGGAAUCCCCAUUAUCAAAGAAGAAAAGUUCACAGCUAAUUGCGAUCGUAAUUGACAUUUCAUUUGCACAUGUAGCAUUAUCUCCUGGGUUGCUGCUUAAUUUGCUUUUUACGUUCUUUGCUAUAAGUACUCCUGCCAAAAAAGCUCUUAUAUUAUGGGACGGAGGGAGUAGAUAUUAAGAUAAAACUUGUGGCAUAUGACCAGGACGCAUGGAUGCAUUGAGCAAGCAUUUUUAACCUAAAUUAGAUAUUUUUGUGAAAUUUAUGUAUGCAAUUAUCAUAUUCGAUACCUGAAUUAUGGCCUUAUGGGUCUCAUUGUGUUGGUGGGAUCAAUACACAUGCCGGUGAAUUAUGCGGUCAGCACAGCAUGCAAAUAAAUAAGGGGAAGUGAACGUGAAUAUAUAAUGGGACAUCAAGUUAAUAUCCAAUCUGACAUUCACCUGAACCUUGUUGUCUGUUUUCCCGUCGUGGGGACCUAAUCUUGCUUGCCAACUGAGCAAAGUAUCACAGCAGUUCUCUCUGAUUAAUUAGGUUCUUUUCCAGGAAAAGCUUCAAUUGGAGAAGCUGGCAUCUUUCAUUCAGAAGAUUUUUAGAUGAAGAUCUUCAAGUUCGAUCAGUGUCAUUGGUUGCAGGAUAUCUUGUUUAACCACUCCUUAGGAACUGGUAAUGAUCAGCCUAAAUUGUUUUAGACAACUUGAACCCACAUGUCAGUGCCCAGGUAGCGUGCCACCCGAUUUUUUCUAUUUGGUCUGGUUCAGUAUUGUUCACUCAGGUUCGCUUGUACCUUAUUUCUUAGGGUUGGAAAGCACUUUAUUCAAUCAAAAUGUUUGACGGGAUACAAAUAAUGCCGGGCCUACUAGAUAGCCAUAUGUGCCUUCCAAAAUCUAAAGUGGUAGUUGCUUUAGACACAUUAUGAGCUUCAACAUUACAAUAUUGCUUCUCAUGGAUGAUAUGCACUGAGGUAAAAUCCUCCAUCUUCUUCUGAAUCCCCUUGAUGAUUACUCCUGAUUUCCCCAGAUGGACACAUUGGAUAUGCUUAACUGGAGCUGCACAAGCAGUAGAUAUAACAAGACGCUGGCAACAAAUACCUGCAGCCAAAGAUAGAGCUUCACUGCACGUCGUCCAUUCCAGGAUUUCAGGUAUACAUAACGCCGAAGCUCCCAAGAUAUGUAUCAGUUUCAUCUCCACAGAUCGCCCCUAUUGGACCCCUGUCUCCAUGUCUUGCCACAGCUGCACCGACAUGUAUUUUGACUGAUCCCCGGCCUGGGGCACACCAUUUUCUUCUGGCUGGAGAAGAUUUCGAUUAAGUUGUACACCAUAUAGCAUUGUAUAAAUGAGAAAGUGAAAUGGCAUGGCGACAUAGUUUUGGAUUGUAUGGAGUGAGCGAGGCUGCAUUCUUCUGACGGUGCCGACUACUUCCAUGUCUUUCAUCUCCCCGCUGGUGCUGCCUGCUGCUCAAGACGUUUCAUCCUUGGUGUUUCAGGCCAUGCCUCAUUCCUUUUCUUUUGCCUGUAACUUUUUUUCGCUUGUAAGCUGUUACAACACCUUGUAUCUUUGCCGUUCUCUAUCUUUUUUCUUUUCUCUGUAA